AUGACUAAAGAUCGAUUGCCCGCGUUGCGGGCUGCCCAAAAUGCUGAAGAUAGCGAUCCAGAUGCAGCAUACACUGCUAUUAAUAUGGAAGAUAAUAGUCGAUUUAUGUCCGACUUUUUUGCUCAUGUGGAUUCAUUACGUACAAAUAUUGAUAAAAUAAGUGAACUUGUUGAUGAAGUUAAACGACUUCAUUCAACAAUAUUAGCUGCACCACAAGCUGAUGAUCGAACGAAAGAAGAACUCGAAGAAAAAAUGGCUGACAUUAAAAAAUUAGCUAAUGGUGUUCGACAAAAAUUAAAAGCAAUGGAAACUGAAUUAGAACAGGAAGGAAAUGAUAAUGCAUGGCAAACGGAACAAGAACAAGAACAGUCUCAAGCAACAUCAAGUAAAACUCAAGCACAAUUACGAAUUGAAAAAUCACAGUUAUUUGUGUUAACACAAAAAUUUCGUGAUGUAAUGAACGAUUAUAAUCAAGUUCAGUUGGGUUAUCGACAAAAAUGCAAAGAGAGAAUACAGCGGCAGCUUGAGAUCACCGGACGAUCUGUAACUGAAGGAGAAGUUGAAGAAAUGCUUGAAUCUGGCAAUCCAGCCGUAUUUACACAAGGCAUUAUGGUUGAAACAGCACAAGCGAAACAGUCACUUGCUGAUAUUGAAGCGCGACAUGGUGAUAUUAUGAAAUUAGAAAAAAGCAUCAAAGAAUUACAUGAUAUGUUUAUUGAUAUGGCUGCACUUGUUCAAACACAAGGUGAAAUGAUUGAUCGAAUUGAAUAUAAUGUUGUGCAAUCAGAAAAUUUCGUCAAAGCUGCUAGUACAGACACGAAAAAAGCUGUUAAAUUUCAAAGUGCAGCGCGGCGGGUGAGUUUUAAUAUUCAUAGUGUUGGCUAACUGUUGUAACAAUGCAUGUUUGUUGUGAUCUAACAUGAUUAAUUCUAACACUUGUAUGCGUUUGCUUGCUUCUAACUAACUGCUUCUCGAACGCUUUUUCUUCUCUCAUCGGGAUAUAAAAUCUAGUGAUCUAUUAUUUAUGCCUCUACUGAUCAACUCGGAUCGACGCUCAUUUUUCAUCAAUGAACUAAACAAUUAAUCUUAUUUAGAAAAAAAUUCUACUUAUUCUGUGUUUGGUUAUAACAGUGGUUAUUAUUAUACUCGUUCUUGUCAUUUAUUUUGUGAUUAAAAGUAAAAGUUCUAAUAACAAUUCUCAAUCAUCAGGAACAACAGUAACAACAGUAACAACAGUAAAACCAGUAACUUCUGGAACAGGCUAGAUAGAUUAUGUAUAUAGCAAUAUGCAAACGCGCUAAAUACUAACGGCAUGGCUAAUAUAUCUAUAUAUAUCUACAUGUACAUAAAUAUAUAAAUAAACAC
Adineta steineri is the source of this 1365-nucleotide messenger RNA. The record is from the annotation of a GenBank genome assembly. Lineage: Eukaryota; Metazoa; Rotifera; Eurotatoria; Adinetida; Adinetidae.